AUGGACCCAAUGGAGAUAUCAAGGGGGUUUCCUGGAACUUUGAAUCUUCUUGGUCAUACUGCCAAAAGGAAAUCACUUUCAUCUGUUACUGACCAACACGGCUUCAAAACAGAAGGUAGAGCCCAUAUACAAGAUUCAAGGGAAUCCCAAUUGAACGUGAAGCUUUCGUUAGGCUUACCGGAACUGGGCGGAUCUCCGCACAGUUCAACACUGACAGCAUCCCCAACAGGUCAAAACAAAUGUAAAUAG
This is a messenger RNA of Puccinia graminis f. sp. tritici CRL 75-36-700-3, 249 nucleotides long. RefSeq lists its product as uncharacterized. NCBI's taxonomy places the organism in Eukaryota, Fungi, Basidiomycota, Pucciniomycetes, Pucciniales, Pucciniaceae. The transcript has 2 exons. The coding region runs from base 1 to 249 and encodes 82 amino acids. The record is from RefSeq and is a predicted model, not a curated record.